Candidula unifasciata is the source of this 1479-nucleotide messenger RNA. The record is from the annotation of a GenBank genome assembly. Lineage: Eukaryota; Metazoa; Mollusca; Gastropoda; Stylommatophora; Geomitridae.
AUGAACUUGGUAGACACUGACAACCGUGUUAUUAUCAACGUGGGUGGUAUCCGACAUGAGACCUACAAGGCCACGCUUAAGAAAAUCCCGGCCACUCGUCUCUCUAGGCUUACAGAGGCCUUGGCUAACUACGACCCAGUUCUCAAUGAGUACUUCUUCGACCGUCACCCAGGGGUCUUUGCCCAAAUCCUUAACUAUUAUCGUUCCGGGAAGCUCCAUUACCCAACUGACGUCUGCGGGCCUCUGUUUGAAGAAGAGCUGGAAUUCUGGGGGUUAGAUUCCAAUCAGGUGGAACCAUGUUGCUGGAUGACCUAUACACAACACAGGGACACACAGGACGUGUUAGCUAUCCUGGAUCGCUUGGAUCUGGAUACAGACAAACCUACAGAAGAGGAUAUCAUGAGGAAAUUCGGUUUAGAGGAAGGCUAUAAGAAUGGCGAACUGAAUUGCUGGCAGCGGAUACAACCCAAAAUAUGGGCUCUGUUCGAUGAGCCUUAUUCCUCCACUGCUGCAAAGAUCAUUGCUGUUAUUUCCGUGUUUUUCAUCGUGAUAUCUAUACUUUCAUUCUGCUUGAAGACACAUCCUGAGAUGAGGGUUCCAGUUCUGCGAAACGCCACCUCCAUGACCGCCAACGGCAGCUACACUUGGCGGUUAGAAAAGCGAGAAACAGAACCUCACGAAGCAUUUUUCUACAUUGAAUGUGCCAGUAACGCCUGGUUCACUUUUGAGAUUAUCAUUAGGUUUGUGGUCGCGCCCCAUAAGUUAGACUUCUAUUUGGACUUUAUGCUAACGGAGCUGAAGCAAGAGAGCGAGAUGCUGGAGUUCUUUUCAAUUAUCAGAAUCAUGAGGCUUUGCAAGCUGACACGCCAUUCUGCAGGAUUGAAGAUCCUCAUACAUACUUUCAAAGCUAGUGCCAAAGAAUUAAUGCUUCUAAUUUAUUUCCUUGUUCUGGGAAUCGUUAUUUUUGCUGCUCUUAUUUAUUACGCAGAGCGAAUCCAGUAUAAUCCGGAUAACGAUUUCCAGAGUAUACCAGUAGGACUGUGGUGGGCCAUCGUAACGAUGACAACAGUAGGGUACGGUGAUAUGGUGCCAAAGACAUACGUCGGCAUGUUCGUUGGCGCCUUAUGUGCCCUGGCUGGUGUCUUAUGCAUUGCCCUGCCGGUUCCCGUCAUCGUGUCCAACUUUGCAUUGUUCUACUCACAUACGCAAGCUAGAUCAAAGUUGCCCAAGAAGAGAAGACGUGUUUUGCCUGUCGAAGCACCGAGGCCCAAAGCUUCUAAGGUCGCUGGGAUGGGAGGACCAGGCGGUGGUGUAGGAGGGCCUCAGACUCGACGGAUGAAUGCUAUCAAACACACGCAUCCUGGGUCUUUAGACGUUAAAAUCAAUAGGAUAGGUAACUAUCCAUUUAAUUGGUCUGUUUGUCUUACGAUGUCUUGUGACUGUAAAGUAUUUCGUACUAAUGUACCCAGCAUUGAAUGA